ACCGAGAAAGUAACUGUCGUUAAAGCCACCAGCUCAAACCUCCUAUAAAUACUUCUCUCCAAACUUCAUCAGCUUUUCCAUGCUUCGCGCUCUGGUCACACUACUUUUUCAAACCAAAGCUUCUUCUUGACUCGGAGCUUUCUUGAAUUGUUCUUUUAAUGAUGCCUAGCGUCAGCUCUGAUCCGUCCGAUAAGGAUUCGGAGCCCUUCGUUGAGAUCGAUCCCACCGGACGGUAUGGCCGUUAUAAUGAACUACUGGGCUGCGGCGCAGUGAAAAGAGUUUACCGGGCAUUUGAUCAAGAAGAAGGAAUAGAGGUUGCAUGGAACCAAGUCAAAUUAAGAAACUUCUCUAAUGAUCCAACCGUGAUCGAAAGGCUUUACUCAGAGGUUCGAUUGUUAAGAAGCUUAAAGAACAAGAACAUUAUUUCUCUGUACCAUGUGUGGCGUGACGAAGAUCAUAAUAAUUUGAAUUUCAUAACUGAAGUUUGUACUUCUGGUAAUUUGAGGGAAUAUAGGAAGAAACACAGGCAUGUUUCAAAGAAGGCACUCAAGAAAUGGUCCAAACAAAUCUUGAAGGCCUUGAAUUAUUUGCAUACGCAUGAGCCUUGCAUCAUUCAUAGAGAUCUCAAUUGCAGCAACUUGCUUGUCAAUGGGAAUAUCGGCCAGGUUAAGAUUGGUGAUCUAGGUUUGGCUGCUAUAGUGGGGAAAAGCCAUUCAGCACAUUCAAUACUUGGGACACCAGAAUUCAUGGCACCAGAGCUGUAUGAGGAGAAUUACACAGAAAUGGUGGACAUAUAUUCCUUUGGUAUGUGUGUGUUAGAGAUGGUGACAUUGGAAAUUCCAUAUAGUGAGUGUGACAACGUUGCAAGAAUAUACAAGAAAGUUUCCUCUGGAGUUAGGCCUAAGGCUUUAAGCAAGGUUAGGGACCCUGAAGUUAGGGGAUUCAUUGAGAAAUGCAUUGCUCAGCCUAGAGCAAGGCCUUCUGCUGCAGAUCUCCUCAAAGAUCCAUUCUUUGAUGGAAUUGAUGAUGACGACGAAAAUGAUGAUACUUCUUGUUCAUGAUACAUACUAAGUAAUAAUAUUGAUGGUUGUGUUUUGUUAAUGAUAACAAUAUUUAGGAGUGUAUGGCUCAAUUAGCCUAUAGAUGUUAUUCUUGUCCCUUUUUCUUUUUCCCCAAUUCUUUCCUUUUCUUGUUUUUUAUUUCUGAUGGUUGGAAGCACAUGGAGAGGAUAAAUUGUGCUUUCAAAUUUCUUUCCUUUUUCUUUUGUGUCCUUUGAAAAGAGAAAUUGGGUAAAGAUUAAAUCUGAACAGAGAAGGAUAUGAGGUAGCCAUCAUUUAGGGAUGGAUGGUAUUGUUUUGUACAAAGUUUGAAUCAUGUAAACUAGAAGAAUCAUGAGAUAAGCUUGUGGGUAUUUUAUUGAUGAACACAAGGAAAUUUCAAAUAUGUUGUUUGCUA
Messenger RNA from Hevea brasiliensis (rubber tree), 1455 nucleotides. Its product is annotated as probable serine/threonine-protein kinase WNK11. Gene Ontology annotation, molecular function: protein serine/threonine kinase activity; ATP binding. Bases 159 to 1061 code for a protein of 300 amino acids. The record is from RefSeq and is a predicted model, not a curated record. The transcript has 3 exons. NCBI's taxonomy places the organism in Eukaryota, Viridiplantae, Streptophyta, Magnoliopsida, Malpighiales, Euphorbiaceae. Gene Ontology annotation, biological process: protein phosphorylation; intracellular signal transduction. Gene Ontology annotation, cellular component: cytoplasm.